AUGUCAACUCAAGCUGUGGUUGUCCCCAAACUAUUCCAGCCCCUUCAGAUCGGAGAUAUUACCCUUCAGCACAGAGUUAUUCUAGCUCCCCUCACCCGAUUUCGCGCUAAUAAGGAACACGUACACCAAGAUAUCGCGGCAGAGUACUACGAACAGCGCGCCGAGGUCCCUGGUACUCUGCUGAUUACCGAAGCUACGUUUAUCGCUGCCGAAGCUGGAGGGUACAAUAACGUACCAGGAAUAUGGAGUGAUGAACAAAUCCAGGCAUGGAAGAAUGUAGUGGAUCGUGUUCAUGCCAAGGGAUCGUACAUCUAUCUUCAACUGUGGGCCAUUGGUCGUGCUGCUGAGCCGGACGUCAUCCACGCCGAAGGAUAUCCUUAUGUCUCUUCUUCGCCUACUCUAUUAGAAGGACGUUCCGAGGUUCCCCAAGAACUGACCAAGGAGGAUAUCAAGAGAUACGUUGGGUUGUAUGUUCAGGCGGCCAAGAACGCGGUUCACAAAGCUGGGUUCGACGGAGUCGAAAUUCAUGCCGCCAACGGAUACCUGCCCGAGCAAUUCCUUCAAGACACCUGCAAUCAGCGGACCGACGAGUACGGCGGCUCCAUUGAAAACCGUGCUCGCUUCGUUCUUGAAAUCACUGAUGCAGUAGUGGAGGCUGUUGGAGUAAAGAAAACUGGCAUUCGGUUUUCACCGUGGAGUCGGAUGCGUAUGAAAGAUCCAAUUCCAACAUUCUCUUAUGUUCUUCGUGAACUUUUGAAGCGUCAUCCAGACUUGGCAUAUGUCCAUUUUGUUGAAUCUGUUGUAGCAGGUGAUGGUGAUGCCGAUCCAGUGCACCAAUUACAGGCCGAAUCCAACGAUUUCGCCCGGGAGAUUUGGGGGAGCCGGCCGUUCUUUAUUGCCGGAGGGUUCAAAUUGAACACGGCGCUAGAGGUGGUUGAAAAGUACGAGCAGACCGCCGUUGCAUUUGGACGACUUUUUAUUGCCAAUCCCGACCUCCCUGCCAGGUUGCAGCAAGACCUGCCCCUCAACGCAUAUAACCGCGCGACCUUUUAUACCCCCGGGGCAGUUGGGUACACUGAUUACCCCAAAGCUCAGAAGGUGGCCAUAGCCCAGAAAGUCGAAGCGUGA
Molecule: messenger RNA, 1128 nt
Organism: Rhizoctonia solani
Lineage: Eukaryota; Fungi; Basidiomycota; Agaricomycetes; Cantharellales; Ceratobasidiaceae
Product: NADH:flavin oxidoreductase/NADH oxidase
Exons: 6
Coding region: 1-1128 (375 amino acids)
Molecular function (GO): FMN binding; NADPH dehydrogenase activity
Source: RefSeq, a predicted model, not a curated record